GGCGGGCCGGGCUCGCUGAGCCCCAGGCGGUGCCUGGGGAGUGAAAGGCCUCAGGCUCUCUGGGGCCACUGAACGAGGUCGGUCUUCAUCGCUUCGCCUUUGGCAGCAGUGUCCGCAACAGGUCCCUCCCGACUCCACCCUGGAAAGUCCUUUUGAAGAAAUGGCCCUGGUGAGGGGCGGCUGGCUGUGGAGACAGAGCUCCAUCCUCCGCCGCUGGAAGCGGAAUUGGUUUGCCCUGUGGCUGGAUGGGACGCUGGGUUACUACCACGAUGAGACAGCUCAGGACGAGGAGGAUCGUGUGCUCAUCCACUACAACGUCCGCGACAUAAAGGUCGGCCAAGAGUGUCACGAUGUGCAGCCCCCCGAGGGCAGAAGCCGAGAUGGCCUGCUGACCGUGAAUCUGCGGGAGGGCUCCCGCCUGCACCUGUGUGCGGAGACCAAGGACGAUGCCGUAGCUUGGAAGACGGCCCUGCUGGAGGCGAACUCCACACCGGCCCCAGCCGGAGCCACCGUCCCACCCAGGAGCCGCCGGGUUUGCCCUAAGGUCAGGUGUGUGACCCACUCGUGGAGCCCCUGUAAGGUUGAGAGGCAGAUCUGGGUUCGCGUCUACAGCCCAUACCAGGACUACUACGAGGUGGUGCACCCCAAUGCUCACGAGACCACAUAUGUCCGCAGCUACUAUGGGCCACCCUAUGCGGCAGGCCCCGGCGUGACGCACGUGAUAGUGCGAGAGGAUCCAGGCUACAGCUCGGGCGCCCCGCUGGCCAUGGGCAUGCUGGCCGGGGCGGCCACGGGCGCGGCGCUCGGCUCGCUUAUGUGGUCGCCUUGCUGGUUCUGAGCCCCGGGAAUGCUGCACGUGCGCGUAGACUGCUUGGACCCCUGUUCUUUCGGGACUAUCCUGCCGCUAUCCACCACCCUGGCCUAUUUUGGCCUUUUCCACUUCAUAACCCCUGUAGGCUUAGACCAUUCCUCCCAUGCCUUACCCUCCCCCUCGGAGGAAGCUAUCAUCCCAGGCACAAACACGCCGGAAAUGCUCACUCACAGCUACUGCCAGACACCCCCAGACAUCACAUAGAAUAGAUCUCUCCUCCAGAUACAGCAACCAGAACUGUACUUGGCUUCAAGAUCCCCAGGUGCUGGAAGUCACAGGAUAACGUUUGCUCUCCUGGGGUGGGGGUGCUCCAGGCCUGGGGAAACAAGAGUGGGGGGGGGGAAGGGGAGGACAAAGCCGAGUAGCUCUCUGUCCUUUGACAAGGACACAGUAGGGACAAGGCGAGAGGCAGGAAGACAGCAAGCAUUGUGGAGCUGUGAACAGUCUGGCAUAUCCAAAGAAUCAAAGGAGAGUGCCAUUUAGUUGGGGUGGAGACGGGGAUUGGAUCAUGGUGGGUGGAUCAUGGUGGGCCUCAGGCUAAGGAGCUUGCUGGUUAAGGGGGAGUUGUGAGCUAUUAACGGAGGAAGCUUAUUUCACCUAUUGUUUAGUAGUGACCCUACCUCCAAACACUCCCUGGAUUUAAUAUCCUCCUUCCCUCUCUUAGUUUUCAGGGUCCCCUCUUCCCCAUGACCUGGGGGCUCCUGGUUGGAGGGACAGGUGAGCUGUUUGGGACUGCCAGCCUUAGGAAGUUGCUUAAUUUGGGAAAUGCCUUUCUGAGCCCAGGAGCUCAGCCCUGUCCUUUGCUUUGAUUAAGGCUUUGCCUCUUCCUUCACUCUGGGAGAGAAGGCGUUGUUUCCCUUUGGGGUCUGACCCACCUUCGUACCAGCCCAGGGAGCCCCUCAUGUGCCUGUCUGCAGCUGGCAGUCUCCAUUCCUUGCCCCCUCCUCUCCCAACUGCCAAUAGACAUGCUAACACCCCUGCCCAGUGGCCAGAGUAUCCCACUGAAGUUCCCCUGCAGCGAGGGCGCCACCAGCUCGGCUGCAGAGACUAAUAAAGACAUGGUUGGCUCUAGAA
Messenger RNA from Jaculus jaculus (lesser Egyptian jerboa), 1945 nucleotides. RefSeq names its product pleckstrin homology domain containing B1 (gene Plekhb1). The record is from RefSeq and is a predicted model, not a curated record. Gene Ontology annotation, biological process: regulation of cell differentiation. Gene Ontology annotation, cellular component: membrane. The coding region runs from base 161 to 838 and encodes 225 amino acids. NCBI's taxonomy places the organism in Eukaryota, Metazoa, Chordata, Mammalia, Rodentia, Dipodidae. The transcript is spliced from 8 exons.